AUGGAUGCGGAACGGUUUCAACAGUUCCCCGUCGUUUCGCACGCUUUCUGGCGACUUCCAUCCACAAGGGUGGCCCCUGCAGGAUACACGGACAUGCCAAGCAUGUCGGAAGGAGAGCAACCCACCGGACUCGACGGUGUCACGAAACGACGCUGCGGUAGACUCAACAAAAAACCACUCGACGAAGACAAUGAUCAGUCGACCGCAACAACUACUGGUAACGAAAGCAGACCUGGUUUGCAACCAAGAGAAGCAAAAGUUGAUCAGGACGCCUGCUUGGUGCAGGAGGUGGUCGAAAUCCAACCUGACCCAAUUGCAGACAAGAAGUCUUCUGUCAAAGGAGGACUUUACUUUGCGAAUAUUGAAACGAACCCAACGCUUUCCAAAAUAACCGGAGAACCCCGAAGCGGCAUCGGUGCACAUCUAACACCCACCAAGAAGAGGAGGAAGAACAAGAAUGGAAUUGGUUACAACUAG
Phaeodactylum tricornutum CCAP 1055/1 is the source of this 477-nucleotide messenger RNA. RefSeq lists its product with no specific name. The coding region runs from base 1 to 477 and encodes 158 amino acids. Lineage: Eukaryota; Bacillariophyta; Bacillariophyceae; Surirellales; Neidiaceae. The record is from RefSeq and is a predicted model, not a curated record. The transcript is spliced from 3 exons.